Messenger RNA from Prorocentrum cordatum, 3430 nucleotides. NCBI's taxonomy places the organism in Eukaryota, Dinophyceae, Prorocentrales, Prorocentraceae. The record is from the annotation of a GenBank genome assembly.
AGCCAUUUUUUCUCAAGCCAGUUUGGCUCAAGCUAUUUUGGCUCAAGCCAUUGGGCACAAGUCCCAGUGCCAUGUCGUUCUGGAUAGUCUCAAAAAGUCGCUAUGUCCCUCGAAGCGUCGAUCAAGAACUACGGCCUGACAAAACAAUGGAGCGCCGCACUGCGGUUGCUCCGCAAAGGAAUUCAAUUGGGUGUGCAACUUUUUCCAAGCCACUACGUUGCGACUGUCAGCGCAUGCAGAAAAGGCGGGCAAUGGCAACACGCGUUGUCAGUUCUCAGUGAGAUGUGGGAGGUGAAGCUGGGGCCCAACGUCAUCUCUACAGCGCUGGGAUCAGCGCGUGCGAGAAGGGCGGGCAGUGGCAGCGGGCUUUGGCGCUGCUGAGCGAAAUGCGGGAGGCGAAGAUGGAGCCCGACUCAGCUACAACGCUGGGAUCAGCGCGUGCGAGAAGGGCGAGCAGUGGCAGCCAGCGCUGGCGCUGCUGAGCGAGAUGUGGGAGAUGAAAUUGGAGCCCGACGUCAUCUUCAGCUACAAUGCCGGGAUCAGCGCGUGCCAGAAGGGCGAGCAGUGGCAGUUUGCGCUGGACCUGCUGGGCGAGAUGCGGGAGGCGAAGCUGGAGCCCGACGUCAUCAGCUACAAUGCUGGGAUCAGCGCAUGUAAGAAGGGCGAGCAGUGGCAGCCUGCGCUGGCGCUGCUGAGCGAGAUGUGGGAAGUAAAGCUAGAACAAAACGUCAUCAGCUACAGCGCUGGGAUCAGCGCGUCCGAGAAGGGAGGGCAGUGGCAGCGGGCGCUGGCGCUGUUGGGCGAGAUGUGGGAGGCGAAGCUGGAGCCCAACGUCAUUAGCUACAGCGGUGGGAUCAGCGCGUGCGAAAAGGGCGGACAGUGGCAGCCUGCGCUGGCGCUGCUGAGCGAGAUAUGGGAGAUCAAGUUGGAGCCCGACGUCAUCAGUUUCAAUGCUGGGAUCAGCGCGUGCGAGAAGGGCGGGGAGUGGCAGCAGGGGCUGGCGCUGCUGAGCGAGAUGUGGGAAGUAAAGCUGGAGCCCAACGUCAUCAGCUACAGCGCUGGGAUCAGUGCGUGCGAUAAGGGCGAGCAGUGGCAGCGGGCGCUGGCGCUGUUGGGCGAGAUGUGGGAGGCGAAGCUGGAGCCCAACCUCAUCAGCUACAACGCUGGGAUCAGCGCGUGCGAAAAGGGCGGGGAGUGGCAGCCUGCGCUGGCGCUGCUGAGCGAGAUGCGAGAGGCGAAGCUGGAGCCCGACGUCAUCAGCUACAACGCUGGGAUCAGCGCGUGCGAGAAGGGCGGGGAGUGGCAGCCAGCGCUGGCACUGCUGAGCGAGAUGUGGGAGGCGAAGUUGGUGCACGACGUCAUCAGGGCGAGCAGUGGCAGCGGGCGCUUGCGCUGCUGAGCGAGAUGUCGGAGGCGAAGCUGGAGCCCGACGUCAUCAGCCAAUUUCAGUGCUGGGAUCAUUGCGUGCAGGAAGGGCGAGCAGUGGCAGUGGGCGCUUGCGCUGCUGAGCGAGGUGUUGGAGGCGAAGCUGGAGCCCAACGCAGCAGCUAAUUACAGCCCUGCGAUUGUCGCUCUACUGCGCAGAAGCGAUGCGACUGGCGCAUUAGGCAGCUUCAACGCUGGCAGCGGGCUCUGGCGCUGCUCAGCGAGAUGUUCAAGCCGAAGUUACAGCGCUGGGUUCAGCGCGUGCGCGAUGGACGGGCAGUGGCAGCGGGCCCUUGCGCUGCUGAGCGAGAUGUGGGAAGCGAGGCUACAGCCCAACGCAGCCAGCCGCAGCCCUGCAAUCGUCGCUCUGCUGCGGAGAGACGGUACGACAGGCUUGUCAGCCACAACGCUGAGGACCAGCGCGUGAGUGAAAGGUGGUCAGAGGCCGCGGGCUUUGGCGCUGUUGAACACGAUGUGUGAGGCGAUGCUGGGAUUCGGACGUUAUCAUGACUUUAGCGUUGUGUUCACUGGGUGCAAGACAGGACGAGCAGUGGCAGCCGACGCAGGCGCUGCUCACCGAAGUGUGGAAGUGCUGGACUCCAAUGCCAUCAACAAUUGCAGCGCUGGGAUCAUCGCGUGCUGGAAGGGCAAUCAAUUGCAGCAGGCUCCGUUGCUGUUCAGCGAGGCGUGGUAGGCGAAGCCGGAGCCCGACAUCAUCAGUUACAGCGCUGGGAUGAGUGCGUACGACAAGGGCGAGCCGUAGCAGCGUAGUUCGGCGCUGCUCAGCCAGAUGCGCGAACGUUGGAGCCCAGCGCCAUCUUGAUCACCUCGACGGGAUCAGAAGUUGUGAGAAGGGCAAGCAGUCGUAGCAGGCCUUGUCGCUGAUCUGCGCGACGUGGGAGGCAAAACUGUAGCCCGAUGUCAUCAGCUACAGCGCUGGGAUCAGCGCGGGCUGGAUCUGCGACCAGCGGCAGCGCUCAGGGAGACGUGGAAGGCGGCAUUUGAGCCCGCCGUUGUCAUUGGCAACGCUGGGAUUAGGGCUCGGACGUUUCCUGGGGAGAUGUGGGAGGCGACGUUGAAGCUGAGCGUCCUCGGCUACAGCGCUGGCAUUAGCGCGUGCGGAAGAGGCUGAUAGGGGCUGCGGGCUCAGACGCUGCUCAGCGAGAUGCAGGAGGCAAAGCUGGGGCCCAACAUCAGCAGCUACAAAGCUAGAGUUAGCUUGAGCGAACAAUGCAAGUGGCGAUGGGAGGUGGCGCUGCUUUGAGCCCAGCGUCACCAAUUACAUCGCUGGGACCGGCGAAUGCGAGAAGGGCGGGAAGUGGCAGCGGGGUUUGGUGCUGCUCAGCGAGACGUGAGAGGCGAGGCUGGAGGCCAGUGUCAUCAGUUACGACGCAGGGGCCAGCCCGUCCGCGAAGGGCGCACACUGGCCGCUGGUCGUUGUGGCGCUGCAGAGCGAGAUGUGGGAGGCGAAGUUGGAGCCCGACGUCAUCUCUCCGGCGUUAUCUCCUUGGACGCCGAGCAGCCACAGCGGGCUCUGGAGAUGCUCGGCCGCGGAGGCGAAGACGGAGCAGCUGAAGAAGCGUGCGUCCGAGCUUGUGGCCAAGCUCUCCGAGGAUCCGAAGUUGCGGGAGACGACAGGAAGCGACGCAUUUGCUGCGCAAGUCUGGCUGGUCGUGACACCCACGCCCACGUGGCACGUGGCAGGGCGAGCCGACGCGUCCCAGCGGCCCUGGAGUCCCGUGCCCGGAAGGCAUGCGGCGGGGCGCGCCAGGUUUCCCCGCCUCCCAUGUUCUCCUUCCCGUGUCUCCCCCCCCGCCCCUCCUGCCCUCCCUCGCCUGCCCCCGCUCGCCAGCCCCUCCUGCCCGGGGACAGCUUCGACGACGGUCUCUUUUCCGGCUUCGGUCUCUCACCGUGCAUUGUGCCGGCUUUUUGCCGAGAUCCUUCGAUUCUUGGCGUGGUCGUUUUCUUCCUGCGCGCCUGGGUCACAUCAUCACCUGCAUCCGUG